UGAAAAUGAAUUUUAAUGAACAACAUGCAUUCGUUGAUGCAGACAGAUGCAGAGUUUUGAAUACAUUUAAGUCCAUAUCCGGUUUUAGAAAAAUCCCCUUAAAACGGAAAUAAUACCACAAAACUUUCAUUUUCACUGUGUGUUCUGUACAUUUAGGUGUGGUUUGGCUCAUACUGCCUGUUGAAGAAGUUCUGGCGCAGUCUUUGCCUUUUGCUUCUUACUCCACUUCAGGUAGCUACACAACACUGUUUAGUUUGGACAUCGACAGAAGCAAUUACAACCCAAGCAUGGCUGGCAAACUCAAUUUCUACGCAAAUGAUGAGGUCAGGAUUGUAAUGGUGGGGAAAACUGGAACUGGAAAGAGUGCUACUGGUAACACUAUUCUGGGUCGUGAGUGCUUUGAAUCCAAGUUCAGUGCCGUGUCUAUGACUGUAGAGUGUUCCAAAGGAAAAGCUACAGUGGAUGGACAUCGUGUUGCUGUCAUUGACACCCCAGGCCUGUUAGGUACCUGGCUUGGUGAAGAGGAAACUCAGAAAAAUAUAUGCCAGUGCAUCUCCUAUGCUUCUCCAGGCCCCCAUAUCUUCUUGGUGGUCGUCAGACUGGGCAGAUACACUGAAGAGGAAAAACAGACUUUGCAAAAGAGUCAAAAACUGUUUGGCACUGAUGCAGACAAAUACAGCAUGGUUCUCUUUACCCAUGGGGACCAACUUGAAGGCACCAGUACAGAAGAGUUCUUAGAAGAAAUCCCAGACCUGCAGGAACUCGUGGCCAGAUGUAACGGUCAGUACCACGUCUUCAACAAUAAACUGAAGGAGCGCUCUCAGGUCACUGAGCUGAUCCAGAAGAUCAGAGAAAUAGUCCAGAAGAACGGAGGAAGCCACUACACCAACGAGAUGUUCCAAAAGGCUGAGAGGGCGAUUGAAGAGGAGAAACAACGCAUCCUGAGAGAGAAAGAAGAAGAAAUACGGAAAGAAAAAGAGAAAAUGAUGAGAGAAAUACAGGAAAGAUAUGAGAAAGAGAUGCAGAAAUACAAAAAGAAAAUCCAGGCAGAGUGGGAGAGAGAGAAAAGGGAGAGAGAACAGGAGAUGAAGAAAGUUUAAGAGAAAUGUGAAAGAGAACUGAAGGAAGAAAUACACAAGAUUCAGUCCACAUAUAAAAGUAAAGCCAGAGAUGAAGCUGAAGAGUUUAAUCCAUUAUUUUUUGUGACAGUACCUCUUGAAACCACAGUUAAUGUUGCCCAUGAAGUGGUUAGAGGAGUUAAAAAACUUGGAACUGGCAUUGGGAAGAUUUUAAAAUUGCCUUUUAACUUGUGAUUCAUGCAUUGAAUGACUGUCAGGUUAGUCUUGAUCUUUUCAAAUAGUACAGCAUGACUGCCCCUCUGUAUCAUUGU
Messenger RNA from Oreochromis niloticus (Nile tilapia), 1390 nucleotides. Its product is annotated as GTPase IMAP family member 4. The transcript is spliced from 2 exons. Lineage: Eukaryota; Metazoa; Chordata; Actinopteri; Cichliformes; Cichlidae. Gene Ontology annotation, molecular function: GTP binding. The record is from RefSeq and is a predicted model, not a curated record. The coding region runs from base 288 to 1100 and encodes 270 amino acids.